UUAACACACACGACCCGCUUGCGAUCUCCAGUCACGCACGGCUCUGCAGCAGCAUGUGCAGAGAUUGCGAGCACCAUCACUGCAGUCUCUGUCCGUCUCUCAUGCUGCGUCUCUCACUCUCUAUCUGUCUGUCUGACCAUUGGUCUGUCUGAGCCAGGCACGCCGCCUGCUUGUGCUCUGUCGGCCAGAACGCCCUAGCGAGGUCGAGCAGCACAAAGAAGGCAUCUCCCGGCACCACCUCAAACCCGUCCGCCGGCAGCGCAGCAGGAGCAAGUACCUCCCGCAGCAGCCCAUCAAACCUGCAGCAGGUGAUCAGAGGUGCCAGAAUGAAUGAGGGCUCCGGAUGUGUGUAGGUGCUCACCGUGCCGUUGGUUCGAGUCGGAACAAAGGGAGCCUUCCCUCGGCCCACUUGUCCAUCUCCAGUAGCCGGUAGCAGUGCAGCUCGACAUCGGUUGCGGGCCUGGUCUCCAGACACGCCAGUGCGGCGAACCGCAGCACCUGGGGAGUCGGCUGGCCGUUGGCCGCCACACUCUGCGAUACUCUCAUGGCGGGCAUGUGCGAUGAACUGUCCCGGUAGAAGGAGGCGAGAGGGUCGGUUUGUAGAAGGCUGCCGCUUGACUCCCCUGCUAGGCCGGCCACGCUGCAGCGCUGGGUGUAUCGCGACACCUGGACGGCAAACUCCUGCAGGAGUGAAGUAGAGGACAGAUUGAUGCACUGGACAGGUGGGUGGGUGGGUGGGGGGUGGAUGUGCAUGCCCACCUUCCUGACGUGUAUGGGGAGUGAGAGCAUGCGGAGCUCCACCACGUGCAGCAUGACCUUCACUAUGCGAUCCACCAAAGACCCCUCCAUCCCCUCCAACUCGGUCGCCACCACCCGGCUCUCACGAUCAAUCGCCACUGCCGUCAGGCAGUCUAUCAGGUGCUCAAACAACGAUAUCGCACGCUGCGUGUAAGCACACACACCAACACAACAAUCCAAGGAUGCCUCUCUUUCUGCCUCUCCUCGUUCCCACCAGUCGCAUUGCAGCGCCCUUGGCGUCAGUGAUCUGCUGCUGGAUGGCGGCGGCAUAAUGCGCUGCGUGGCUCUCGAGGUCAUCUGGGUGGUCGGGAGUAGUGCCAUGGGGCGCUGUCACGUUGAGCAGGCUGACGGUGCCCAGCUUCUGCACGGUGGUGGCGACCUUGUAGAGGCAGUUGAGGUAAGGCGCCGUGUGGCCGGCCAUCCGCUCGUACAGCUCCAUCGAGGCCUCGACGUGCGUCAGGGCUGCCCUUAGGUGAGACAGCCUGUGCAGGGAAGGACGACAACACAUGUGUGCACCCCCUCACAUCACUAGGUCGAUCCAAACCCACUCACUCACUCUGUGUAUGCGUCGCAGAGCAGGUCGUGGGCAACGGCCUCUGCCUUAACGUCAGGUGGGUCACGGGCACGACAGCCCUCCACAGCCGCCUCCAGCGGACCUAUGGCGUCCCCUGGCUGCCGCAGGUUCAUGUACACCUGCCCCAGACGCGUCAUGGCCUGUGUGCUGACGAUAGAAUGGGCGCCCAACAGGUUCUGCGCGAGUAGGGCUGCGUUGCUGGCGGGGGUGAGGCACUGCUCGUUCAUGCCGUUGUCCGACAGGAGGCGCGUGACCUGAGUUUCGACCUGCAGCUCCUGCACGGUUGCCGAGCCACAGGUGUGCCUGAUCACCGCCUUGCUGGCCUCGUACUCCGAAAGAGCCUCUUCCCACAUCCCUGCAACAGAAAAGUACCAACACACAAAACGGCAUUCCAGUGCGGCUGUGUGUGUGUCCCCGCAUGCUGACUUACCCAAUUUGGCCAGGGACCGAAACACCAUGAUCAACGCUUGCGAGGCUGAGGAGCCCCCCUCACAGACAAGAAGGUGGCAGAGAGCCUGACGGGCAACCGCAUGCGCCUGAAGAAAGGGACAGAAGGAAGGAAUGAUGGAUGAUCUGGGCAAGCCGGCUCAACCCCCCCACUUCCAUCGGUGUGUGACCUGUUCGAUUUGCCCCAUGGCCAGGCAUGUGGUGCCCAUGUCAGCCAGUGCCGCCCCAAGCCGCGGAAGUGGCGCACACAGCCGCCGCACCACAUCCAGCUGCAGGCUGUUUGCAGUGAAAGCGCUCUGCAGCUCCCCGCCGAUCAGCAGCCGCCUCCCGUCGUUGGCUAUGAGGGUGCACCGCAGGCUUGUCGGUUGGUACAGCCGCACGCACGGGUAGAAGCCCGCUAGAACUGGGCAGUGGAGUGGGCCACGCCUGGUCCAGGCGUUGCCUUGCAUGUCUCGCCAGACGGCUGCAGAGUGCGGGAAGAGCUGCUGGGAAGCAGUGAUGCUGUCUGGUGACCCUGUGGUGAGAUGGAAUGGGAGGAGGUCGUCGGCGGUGACGGGCGUCUUGGCGUCGAAAUGGUGCGAGGGAGCGGUCCUCAGCCUGUCGGUGAAAUGGAUGCGGCAAUGGUAUUCUAGCGCCUGCAUAAAGGCAUGGUGGUCACAACAUACAGUGCACCGAGGAGGGCGGUGCGUUGGUUGGUGUGGCGUACUCGGAAGAGGGCUGGCUUGUAGAUCGAUUCCCUCUUGAUUGCUUCCAUCGGCAGGUCAAACCUAAUGGACGAAUUGAAUCCGUCAGUCAAUUAAUGAGACUGUCCUGUGUCCUGUCCAGGUUUGUGCAUCCGCGGAUGCACAUACCUACAUACCUCUUGCUGGCCUCCGGCAUGAUGACGUUUGUCCAGAAGGCCGACGCAUGCGAGGAGUUGCCCAGCACAAGAUUGAAGGUGUCAAUCACCAACCUGAAACACACGUGUGUCACGUACCAACCAUCCCUCCCUCCCUCCCUCCCUGAAGACACUUUCUCUGUAGACAUACCUCUGGCAGGUUCGCUCCGACACGCCCUCCCACAGCGGCUGGAUGGCCCCACCGACCGCUCCCCCGUCAACACCAUCAUCAAUAGCGACACCGCCGCCGUCUUGCCGCCCCUCUUUGGCGUGGAUCAUGCGGCAUAACACGCGCUUGCAGGUCCUCGCAACGAUGUCACGGAUGGCCGCGUCCCUCACAGGCGGCAGACAUGUGCUCGUGGCGACAGCCCCGAGGCACCUGACGUUGAGCCCGGCUGAGUGGAGGUUGCUCGUGAGGGAAGCUGGAUCCAUCAACACAAUGUCGAGCCGGUCUGCGGUCUCCACCAAAGUGGGCAGGUGGGUGUCCCGCAGCCAGUCGGAGGCGUCGAGCAGGGCGUCACGGUGGCUUUGCCGGGCCACGCCGUCCGCAUCACGACCCUGCACACAUACGCAUGCAAUGCAGAUGAGAAAUGCAUUGUCUGCUUCUUAUUGAUCGUCGCCCACCGUGUACGAGGACUCCCGGAGUGUGCACGGCAGCUGCAUGUCGGGCAGCCUUUUGAGCAGCUCCACACGCAGCCGGCGAUUCUGACACCAACACCAAUGCACAAACUCGAGCACGUCAUCGAGCGUUGAGUGCGAACCAAUCCGCGUCACACAUGCGUACCGGCCGCGCAAUCGACUGUUUCUCGACAAUGUGAGGCGGCAGCAGCUCCCCUGGCCAGCGGACGAAAGACCGCUGGUCGGCCUCACCGUGGAAUAUGGAGAGGGUCGGUGUACUGCUCGGGAGGUCAGACGCGUCCAGGGGAAGAGGCAGCCCCUGCAACGUAGCACACAGACCAAGUUGCCUACGGUCUGUUCUCUGUCGCGUAAGUGCCGUUCCAGCCUCCCACUCACCCAGCCACCUACCCGCAGUUUGAGGUGUUUGCUGAUGCAGGUGAGCUGUCGCACCAGCUCUGGGUUGGUGGCCUCAAACUCCUGCAGCAUCACCGGCACCGUCAGACGCCUCAAUGACGACAACGACGAUGCACCACCAACGCCGCGCCGCCUGCCGUCAGACUUGGCUGCUUCCAUCCGGCCGAUGAUGCGUCGGGGAGGGGGGUCGAGGUGCACCAGCGGCUCGACAUAGAAGCAGAAGCCCAUGUAGUGCACCAGGGCGGCACACGGGAAGGCAAAGCGAGAUGUUGACCCGAGCUCGAGGACGCAGUCGGCGAGGGCCUGCAUGCCCUUGGCGUCGUGCUGGUAGGUGCGCAUGGCAGCCUCCACACCCACACCCCUCGAAUCGUCCCCCAGUAUCAAUGCCAGCACCAUCCCAUCAGCAACGAAACACCGAUCUGACACACACACACGCACACACCGACGCAGACAGAGGGAGAGAGAAAAGGGAGCAUCCACGCAUUCUGUUCUGUCACGUAUGAGUGCAGCCCCGCUCACCCUGUGUGUAUCUGGGCCUGUAGUAAGCCCAUAUGUCGGGGUCAGUGCGUGGCGGCGGCAGCAGCUCCAGAAAGCCGUAGUGGAAGGGGGGAGGCGGGCGGCUGUCUGGCGGGUGGAAGAGGUGAUGCAGAAUGGUCGCCGCAGCCGCACGAGCCGCACAUGCAAACUUGCCCAUCUCACUACACCCAUCCCAUCAACACAUCACACACACACAAUACACCCAAUCAACUAAGGGAUGCUCGUAUGUGCUCCUUCUGUUGCCUACCUGAUCAGCUCCAUUUCGGCAUCGAUCAGCGUAUUGAGCGCCUCAACGUCGGCACCCUCAGCACCCAGCCGCGCGGCCCCCCUCUCCUUAGAGUGUUGACACACCCGUCUAAAGGCAUACUGGAUGCGGUCAUACCAAUUAGGUGCCGUCACAAUUCCCCUCGUCAGGCCCACAGCGCUCUCCUCGUCAGGCCGCUGCAGCUGCGAAUACAGAGGGUGCCCAUCCGGCACCUCCCAGCUGCCUGGCGGCGACAUGGCGUCCUCGGGGCUGGGCGGCAAUUCCACUGACUGCACAUCCACACCUGGUGAUGGCGAUGAGGGCUCACUUCGCUCAGCGGCCGGCCGAUGCUCGAGAGACGGCAUGGCAGCUGCUGCUGGUGCGAGGGAUGGAGUGGGGCUCUCAUCAGCACCCACACCGACGUCAGCAUCAACGUCAGCCAGGUGUGGCGCGUCAGUGUCAUCUGGCCGCGAUGACGUGUCAUCAUGGCGCUGGGUGGACUCCUCAAUGACGGGAGUCAGGUCGCCAGGAAAGCUCACAGGGGCGGGGGGCGGAGUACGUGGAGGGGGAGGCUGGCCGUGUACUCCCACAUCUCUCUUGACCAGCCGGCCUAUCGGCAGCUGCUCGUGGUCCCGCUCCAGUGCGCCUGGGAAGCGCCGCGACGGUGGGCCAUCGUCAGGGCGCCUCACGAACAGUGGCGUGGGGGAUGGAUGCUCCAGCCUCUCCAAGACAGCCGCCCUUUUUGGCUGCGAUGGCGUGACGAUCUGCCGAAUCGAGCCAGCAGCAACACGAGUGAAGGGCAGUGUCUCGGGAGGAGGGGCUCUGCGGAUUGACAAUGCCGGCUCCUCAGUGGAAGGCCAGGCCGUCCUGUGAGGCGCUGCUGCUGGUGCUGGUGGCGGUGGUGGUAAUGCCGUGGGUGUGUCCAGCUGCUGUCGCCCCUCCGACUCAUCGCGUGGCGUCUCGUGGGUGCUGGAAGGGUUGGGCGGCAGCUUCAGGGCCAUCAGAUAGUCAGCGGCAAACCCAUCGUCAGGCCUCGACGCAUCCGAUGCUCCGGCAUAGUCCUCUGUCGGCUCGUCGUCGCCACUCUCGCUCUCGCUGUGGUCAUCAUCGCUCACUGAUGGCUCAAAGACGCUCUCGGCACCACCGCCAUUGUCCUUCUCGACAGCAACCCCGUUGUGGAUGGCUGUGUAAGGCGUGUGCCGUUCUGUGCCUUCGUCUCCGCUCUCCCUGCCGCUGCCACUUUCGCUCACAGACGGUGGGUCGAUAGCGAUGGCGUUGGUCUCCGGAGCAUCAUUCGGCUCAUUCUCUGCUGGCUGCCCGACAGGCUCGCUGGGAGGGGGUGGGGGAGGGGGAGGGGGAGGGGGUGAGUCUGCGGGAGGGUUGGGUGGCGGCUGCGCCGAGUCCUUGACGGCCGUGCCGACGGAUGGCGUGUCAUCGAUGGGCAGCCUGCAGGACGGCAGGGGUAGAGAAGGACAAACCCAUGUUCGGACACUGUGUGUGGAGACAUUGUGUAUGUGUCUAGGCACCACCGCAUGCAGCUCACCCGAGUGACUUCCUCCUGAGCAUUUCCUUGAGAUGUCCCAUCGCCCGCUGCACGAACGGAUGCACACCCACAAUGCCACCCUGACACACGGACAGACCACACCACACAACACAACACCACACAACACAACACCACACCACACAGCACUCAUCAAUGACUAUGCAUUGCAUUGCAUUGCUUCACCCAUUCCUCCUCACUAAGUAAGAGAACUCACCCCAGGAAUAAACGGGACAUCGAAGUUCUGCCAUUUGGGCAGCUCCACGGACGGGAUGGGCUCGCUCGUCUUAGCGGGCGGCCCCUUGAUGCCCAGGCGGUAGUCGUCAUCCGGACACCGAAUGUCACGCACACAGUCGAACCACAUCAUCGGCCUCCCACGCUGGUCAGGCACCUCAGGGUCCGCCUUCCGCCUCUCCACCCGCCGGUCGCUCACGCUCGCCAUCCUGUACGGGCUGCUCUGGUUGCUCGUCGACACAGAUGUCUUGGGGCAGCGCGGGGACACCAACCGCAGUGGCGUGGGACGGUUGGCCGGCGUGCCCCUGCUCUGUGCUGUGACGGAUCUGCGCUUCUCGGGCGACCUGGUGGUGGUGUCCGUGGGAGGGGGCGGGGGCGGGGGCGGUGGUGGGAGGGAGGGGAGGGGCGGGUCUGUUGGUUGGGCUGGUGGUGCGGGUGGUGAUGUGUCGCCAGGUGAUGACUCCUCGGUGCUGGCAGACGAAGAACGCCGGAAGAGGGUGGAGAGCGUGAAGGACCUGCUGCGCCGCAGCUUGCCCGGCUGCUGGUGGUCAUCUCCUUCAGCAACCUCCUCAGCAGCACUCUCCGCAACUGAAAUGACCACCAACACACAAAGGGACAGGGCACACAUGUGUGUCCGCUCUGUCCGGUGUGGCUCGCGCACCCGUGUCUAGCCGGGGGCGAAACCCCGACAUGCGCCUGCGGGUGGUCUUGGCCGCUCCGCCCUCGUCGCUCUCCGCAGCGGCAUAUGGCUUCAGCGGGAGGUGGCCGUGCUGCUGCAGGUAGUCCACAAAGUCAUCAAAGCUCAAGACGACAGGUGGGGCAUCCACUGCCGCACCACUGCCACGGCGCCUCCCUCCGCCACGCAAUGCCUUCGAUAUGACGGCAUCGAGCCCGCACAGCCGCGACGAGUGAUGCUGGUGCUGCUGCUGCUGGUGGUCACGGGGGCUGUGGCGGGGCGGGGUCUUGCGUCUGACGUUGCGAUAUCUCGCGCAUUCCCUCUGGUAGCGGUACCACAUCGUCCGGAGGUCGGACGCAUCCAGCCCCUUGCUCUCGAGCAUGGCGUACGCCUCCUGCCGCUUCCGCCUGGCAGCGCGCUCCUGCACGCCCCACGGCUCCCGCCGACCCAUCAUGGCCAAGAUGGUGUGGGGAAUCCGACACCGCACCUUGGACGUGAGCAGGGGGACCGACGGCGGCGGGCCGUCUGCAUCAGGUUCCUCGAAGGACACCCGACAGCCGUUCUGCUCGGUCCAGUCGUAUGGCGGGUCGCGGUCGUCUUCCAGGUUGAAUGGCUGGGUGAAGGUCAGUGGGGCGAGGCAGCGGUGAGCGCGCUGAUGCACCACCUGCUUCAGGAUGGCGUCGCGCCAGGACUCGGCUGCGUCGGCCGAGAAGAAGCAGACCGUCAGACACCUCAUCGGCUGACCAGCGCCCAACACAUAGGACACCUGACAGCAAGGACAUCCAUCGAUGCGACGGACGAUGAAUUGCAUUCCUCGUGUUGCAGGCAUUCAUUCUCUCUGAUUCACCUUGAGCCAUUUGUCCUCGCUCUCUCUGCUGUGCACCCACUCCACAUCUUCACACUCAGACAGACAGACAGACAGGCAGCAGAUGAGAUAUGACGUCAGUCAGUACUGAUUGAUUCACUCGAUGGCAGUGCAUAUUCCGCACCUCGUAUCUGCGUGUAUGUAAUGCGCACAUCCUCUCGGCCCUCCAGGCGCGUGGUGCUGCCCGCGGCGCCGCGUUUGUUCUCUACCAGGCUGCGUGAAGGGCAGUGGAAGAAGAAACGCAGCGAGCCCUCCAGACCCAUCCAUCGCUCCUUCCAUAGCCACCUGACGCAGACAGACACACAGGCACACAGCAGCAGGGAAGGGACCACUCAUAUUUGGUUGAAACAUGGGGACCACGGCAUUGAUUCUUACCCGCUGAUGAGGACCCACACUUUUUCGCUUCCUGAAGCCAAAUCAUAGGUCUCCAU
Molecule: messenger RNA, 8255 nt
Organism: Vitrella brassicaformis
Lineage: Eukaryota; Vitrellaceae
Source: the annotation of a GenBank genome assembly